Messenger RNA from Trypanosoma theileri, 1836 nucleotides. RefSeq lists its product as uncharacterized. The coding region runs from base 1 to 1836 and encodes 611 amino acids. Gene Ontology annotation, cellular component: nucleus. The transcript has a single exon. NCBI's taxonomy places the organism in Eukaryota, Euglenozoa, Kinetoplastea, Trypanosomatida, Trypanosomatidae. The record is from RefSeq and is a predicted model, not a curated record.
AUGUUUCGUGUAGUUUCGUUUGGAACACUUGCAACGGACCCGCGUUUCUUCCGUCAGAAUACUCGGGGGACGUUACCAUACCCAGUUGGCUAUACUAUUGAACGAAGUGUUUUUAACAAUAGUGGAAAUGGUCGACAGCCGCGUACCAAAAUUUUACUCCCUGGUGAAGCAGGUGCUAGUGAACAUUUUCCUGAAGUAUACUAUAAAGCUUCGAUAGGAAAAGGCCAAAAUGGCGAGCCUUGGUUUGAAGUUAGUCGUAGUGAUAAACCAGAGGAGGUUCACGGUGGUGAUAACCCUUCUACACCAUGGCGAAUGGCAUUUGAAGCAGCAGAGCGUGAUUUUCCUGAACGAUUAUUGGAUUUGGUGAAAGAGAACCGUGAUGAGAAUGGUUCAAUGAUGGUAUAUGGCCAAAAGUGGUAUGGGUUAAUGUUUGACUCCGUAAUAGCUGAACUACGAAACCUUCCUGGAGCCAAGACUAUUUUCGGUAAGAAGGCGGCAAAUAAUCGUCGUGUUUCUAAAGGGAAAAAGAAACCAGAGGAGCAGACUUCAUUAGCCGUUCCUGCUAAAACCGAAAAACCUGAAAAAGUUAGUCGGAAGAAAAAAUCUGAGGAAGUUUAUCACCCAGCUACUGCAGAGGGUACAACAAAAUCUACUGAUAAAACAAUACAAGGUAAAAAAAAGAAAAAUAGCAACACCUCCGUAAUGGAGGAUAAUGUGCCAUUAGUUGUUUUGGCAGCUGGAAGAGCCAUUGGGGUAGUAAAUCGGUGCCCCGAUUGUGGUCUCACCUCAGUUUUUUGUCCAUUAACAGGUGAGCGACACUCUGUUGGAGGUGAAGUUCCCCCCCAAGCCUCAACGGUACCAGGAAAGAAAACUCGAGGACAAGGAAAAGAUGCCAAAGACUCAAAAGAUGGUGAUAAAGUUCAACAACGAGUUUCACGAAAACGAGAACGCGUUGAUGAUACGAUAAAAGAUGGCACUAACACAACUGUUGCAUCUGAGGAAGGUGCUAGUAAAACGGUGACUCGUCGAAAGAUUUCCAAGGGUGAGGGCCAGUCUACAAGUGCCACUUCCCAAACUAAAAAACGACAGCUGAAGUUAGAGGCAAAAAAACCAGAGGCGGCAGUGUCUACAGAUCCAGAUGAUGUGCCAUUGAUAGUACGUCUCAUGGAAAGAAAUGCAAAGGCAGCGGCAGAAUCAUCAGAGCAACUACCACCACCACCACCACCACCACCUCCUCCACCUCCAUUAUGGAGACCACCACUUGCGGCACCGGAAUCUAAUAAAGCUUUACAAGUUCUUCAGCGUGUAAUUCGUGGAGAAGAGACAGCUCAUGUGCCUUUUGCUUCUAUGCUUCAUCUUCCACAAGUGACGGUAGCGAAGACAUCUGUGAUGAAAAAGACUAAAAAAGAAGAUGAAGAUCCCUUUGCCGAUAUACUUGAGGCAGAUGCUGGAAAUGUUGUUGGUGAGGAUGCUACUACAACAACAACUGCUGCCGCGGGUGGUAGUGGUAGUAGUAGUAGUGCCGUAGGUAAACAGGGUAAUAAUAAGAAACCUGAUGAUGGAAAGGGACGACAUCCACUUGAUAUCACAGAAUUAGCCACCAGUGUGUCAGGGAAACGCUACGUAAAGUUUAUGCAGUUAUAUACAAGUGAAAGGUCUAAACUUGACUUGUUAAAGAAGGCUAAUGAUGUUCCUGCGGUAUCAAGAACACGUGGUCCAACGAAGAAGAAUACUGAAACAGGUGAGGCGACAGAUCCUGCCCAUUUACCUUUCGCUUCUCCUCCUCCUCCUCCUCCUCCUCCUUCAACAGAGAUGGAGAGUGGAGAAAAAGAAUAG